Molecule: messenger RNA, 795 nt
Organism: Suillus fuscotomentosus
Lineage: Eukaryota; Fungi; Basidiomycota; Agaricomycetes; Boletales; Suillaceae
Product: NUDIX hydrolase domain-like protein
Exons: 5
Coding region: 136-732 (198 amino acids)
Biological process (GO): DNA protection
Molecular function (GO): 8-oxo-7,8-dihydroguanosine triphosphate pyrophosphatase activity
Source: RefSeq, a predicted model, not a curated record
CGUUACUUUAAGUACAUCGAGUAGUUCCACCGAUACUCGGUGCCGAAGGUCUGACUAAUGCGGAUUCGACGAACGCGCAGAUUUUCUCCAGAUAUAUACAAUUUGUGAAAUAUCACAAGAGAACCAUAGGCCAAAAUGACAUCUGGACUUCCUCCUGGGCUCGAAGGAAACCUCGCAGAAUACGUUCAAGGGGGAGUGGCAGACUGGCUGCCAUUCGACCACAAGCGGUUCUAUACCAACGCGUUCAUUAUCCAGGGCGAUAAGAUUCUCCUCGGGUUGAAGAAACGUGGGUUUGGCAUCAACAAGUACAAUGGGUUUGGUGGCAAGGUGGAACCAGGAGAGACGCUCGCUGAAGCUGCGAUGCGCGAACUUAAAGAAGAAGCCGGUAUUGAUGCGCCCCUCGAGCACGCAGGAUCACUGUUGUUCGUGACAAACGCCGUUGGGUGGGCUUUCCAGAUCGAGAUAUUUUCCGCCCGUUCAUACUCAGGAACACCUACAGAGUCAGACGAAAUGCAACCGAAGUGGUUCUCAUUUGAGUCACCCGCUACGUCUGAUGCAGACGCGAUACUGCCACCGAUCCCGUAUGAAAUGAUGUGGGAUGGUGAUGCUCACUGGCUGCCCCUCCUAGUGCAAGGGCGGAAAUUUGUUGGCCGAAUUGAUUCUGUAACACAAGACGAUGGUGAAUUCGCGAUGACGAAGCACUGGUUUAGCACUGUUAUUUCAGAUGACUGAAUGGAUUCAUAUUCAUACCACUAUCUACAAAGAAAUCACAGUCCAGUGACUUACCAAUUCAAA